CCAGCCCCGGCCGCCCCGGCACCGAGCGCGGGGAGCGCCGAGAGGCAGGAGCGGGCCCGCAGACGCGCCCAGCCGGCGAGCGCGGAGCGAGGGGCGGGCCGGGCGGGGGCGGCGCCGCGCAGCCGGCGCGCCUAUAAGGAGCUGUCCGGCGGCGGGUGCUGAUUGCAGCUCCGCAUCCAGCGAGCGGGCGCCUGUGGUUGCAGCCGGGUUUGGCGCUGCUUCCCGGGCAGGCGAGGAGGAUCCAGGCCGGCGAGCUCCGCCAGCGGCAGUCGCGGGGACUGUAGCGCCAGCCUCAGCGCCGGGAAGACCGGCUCCGGGUUGGGUCGAGCUUCCGGGCGCGGGAUGGACUGAAGCCGCGGUGCCUCUCCGAGGGGGUGGGUGGGAAGGGGUCACAGUGCGGAGAGAAGCGCACGGGAAGGAGGCGCCGGCGAAUUCGGGGUUCCGCUGGAAGAGAGCGCUUCGCCGGGGCCAUGGAUUCUGGAACCCUGCUGCUGAGCAUUUUCACUUUGCUCUCCUCCGGCUUGUGGCGUCCCGGAUUAACAGCGACAAAUUACAACUGUGAUGACCCACUAGCGUCCCUGCUUUCUCCAAUGGCCUUUUCCAGUUCCUCAGACCUCACUGGGACUCACAGCCCGGCUCAGCUCAACCGAAGAGUUGGAGCUGGCGGGUGGUCCCCGGAAGAUUCCAACGCUCAGCAGUGGCUCCAGAUGGACCUGGGGGGCAGAGUGGAGGUCACCGCAGUGGCCACGCAGGGGAGAUACGGGAGCUCUGACUGGGUGACGAGCUACAGCCUCCUGUUCAGUGACACGGGACACAACUGGAAACAGUACCAGCAAGAAGACAGCAUCUGGACCUUUGCCGGGAACACGAAUGCAGAUGGCGUGAUGCACCACAGGCUGCUGCACCCCGUGAGAGCCCGGUUUGUGCGCUUUGUGCCCCUGGAGUGGAACCCGAGUGGGAAGAUCGGCAUGCGGGUUGAGGUGUACGGAUGCUCCUACAAAUCAGAUGUUGCUGACUUUGAUGGCAGGAGCUCCCUGCUGUACAGGUUCAAUCAGAAGCUGCUGAGCACCCUCAAAGACGUGAUCUCUCUGAAGUUCAAGAGCAUCCAAGGGGAUGGGGUCCUGUUCCAUGGAGAAGGUCAGCGUGGAGACUAUAUCACGCUGGAGCUCCAGAAAGGGAGGCUUGCCCUGCACCUCAACUUGGAUGACAGCAAAACCCGGCUCAGCAGCAGCCCGCCAUCAGCCACCCUGGGCAGCCUCCUGGAUGACCAGCACUGGCACUCGGUCCUCAUUGAGCGGGUGGGCAAGCACGUGAACUUCACCGUGGACAAGUACACGCAGCAUUUCCGGACCAAGGGAGAGGCCGAUGCCUUAGACAUCGACUAUGAGCUUAGUUUUGGAGGAAUUCCAGUACCAGGCAAACCUGGGACCUUUUUAAAGAAAAACUUCCAGGGAUGCAUGGAAAAUCUCUAUUACAAUGGAAUCAACAUAAUUGACCUGGCUAAACGGCGGAAGCAUCAGAUUUACACCGUGGGCAAUGUCACUUUUUCCUGCUCCGAACCACAAAUUGUUCCCAUCACAUUUGUCAACUCCAGCAGCAGUUACCUGCUGCUGCCUGGCACCCCCAACAUUGACGGGCUCUCAGUGGGUUUCCAGUUUCGAACGUGGAACAAGGAUGGGCUGCUUCUGUCCACAGAGCUGUCUGAGGGCUCGGGGGCCCUGCUGCUGAGCCUGGAGGCCGGGACCCUGAGGCUCCUGAUUCAGAAAACGACAAGACGGGCAGCGGAAAUCCUCACAGGCAGCAACUUGAACGAUGGCUUGUGGCAUUCAGUCAGCAUCAACGCCAGGCGGAACCGCAUCACUCUCACCCUGGAUAACGAUGCAGCGUCCCCUGCUCAGGACACCAGCCAGAUACAGAUUUAUUCUGGAAAUAGCUAUUACUUUGGAGGCUGCCCUGACAAUCUCACCGCACCCCAAUGCUUAAAUCCUAUUGAGGCUUUCCAAGGCUGCAUGAGGCUCAUCUUUAUUGAUAACCAGCCCAAGGACCUCAUUUCAGUUCAGCAAGGCUCCCUGGGGAAUUUUAGUGAUUUACACAUUGAUCUGUGUAGCAUCAAAGACAGGUGUUUGCCAAACUACUGUGAACACGGAGGAAGCUGUUCCCAGUCCUGGACCACCUUCUAUUGUAACUGCAGUGACACGGGCUACAUUGGCCCCACCUGCCAUCACCCCCUCUACGAGCGAUCCUGCGAGGUGUACAGGCACCGAGGGAACACGGCUGGCUUCUUCCACAUUGACCCGGACGGCAGCGGGCCGCUGGGAGCUCUCCAGGUGUACUGCAAUGUCACAGAGGACAAGAUCUGGACGUCGGUGCAGCACAACAACACAGAGCUGACCCGUGUGCAGGGCGCCAGCCCCGAGAAACCCUACUCCAUGGCCUUGGACUACGGGGGCAGCCUGGGGCAGCUGGAGGCCGUGAUCGACAGCUCGGAGCACUGUGAGCAGGAGGUGGCCUACUACUGCAGGAGGUCCCGCCUGCUCAACACACCAGAUGGAGUUCCCUUUACCUGGUGGAUGGGCCGAUCAAAGGAAAGGCACCCUUACUGGGGAGGCGCUCCUCCCGGGGUUCAGCAAUGUGAAUGUGGCCUGGAUGAGAUUUGCCUGGACAUUCGGUACUUUUGCAACUGUGAUGCUGACAAGGAUGAAUGGACAAAUGAUACUGGUUUUCUUUCCUUCAAAGACCACUUGCCUGUCACUCAGAUAGUUAUCACUGAUACCAACAGAUCAAACUCAGAAGCUGCUUGGAGAAUUGGUCCCUUGCGUUGCUAUGGCGACCGACACUUCUGGAACGCAGUCUCCUUUAAUACAGAAGCCUCCUACCUCCACUUUCCUACCUUCCAUGCGGAAUUCAGUGCUGACAUUUCCUUCUAUUUUAAAACCACGGCUCUCUCUGGAGUUUUCCUAGAAAACCUUGGCAUUACAGACUUCAUCCGCCUUGAAAUAAGCUCUCCUUCUGAGAUCACUUUUGCAAUUGAUGUUGGGAACGGCCCCGUAGAGCUCGUAGUCCAGUCUCCUUCUCCUCUGAAUGACAACCAGUGGCACUACGUGCGGGCCGAGAGGAACCUCAAGGUGACCUCGCUGCAGGUGGACGGCCUCCCGAGGAUGAGCAGGGAGACUUCGGAGGAAGGCCACUUCCGGCUGCAGCUGAACAGCCAGCUGUUUGUAGGAGGAACGUCAUCAAAACAGAAAGGCUUUCUCGGAUGCAUACGCUCCUUACACUUGAAUGGGCAGAAACUGGACCUGGAAGAGCGGGCCAAGGUCACAUCUGGAGUCCGACCAGGAUGCCCAGGCCAUUGCAGUAGUUAUGGCGGCAUCUGCCACAAUGGGGGCAAGUGUGUGGAGAAGCGCAGUGGAUACUUCUGCGAUUGCACCAAUUCACCAUAUGAAGGGCCCUUUUGCAAAAAAGAGGUUUCUGCUGUUUUUGAGGCUGGCACUUCAGUUACUUACAUGUUUCAAGAACCCUACCCAGUGACCAAGAAUCUAAGCCAGUCUUCCUCAGCCAUUUACGCAGAGCCGGCUCCAUCUAAGGAAAACAUCGCACUUAGCUUUGCGACAGCCCAGGCACCCAGCCUCUUGCUUUAUAUCAAUUCUUCCUCUCACAACUUCCUGGCUGUCCUGCUCUGCAAGAAUGGAAGCUUACAAGUUCACUAUCAGCUGAGCAAGGAAGAAACCCAUGUGUUCACCAUUGAGGUAGAGAACUUUGCUAAUAGAAGGAUGCACCACUUGAAGAUUAACCGAGAGGGAAGAGAACUUACCAUUCAGAUGGAUGAGCAGCUCCGGCUGAAUUAUAACUUCUCCCCAGAAGUGGAGUUCAGGGCUGUGAGGUCACUCACCUUGGGCAAAGUCACAGAGAAUGUCGGAUUAGAUUCUGAAGUCGCUAAAGCAAACAGCCUGGGUUUUGUUGGGUGCCUGUCUUCAGUCCAGUACAACCACAUAGCACCGCUGAAGGCAGCUCUGCGCCACGCGACCAUCGCACCUGUGAUCAUUCAAGGAGCCCUGAGAGAAGCCAGCUGUGGCUCUGGGACGGAUUCGGAUGUGAAUGCAGUGACUACGGUGCAUUCUUCCUCAGAUCCAUUUGGGAAGAGAGAUGAGCGGGAACCACUCAGCAAUGCAAUUCAAAGUGACUCAGCUGUCAUUGGAGGAGUAAUCGCGGUGGUGAUAUUCAUCAUCUUCUCCAUCGUGGGUAUCAUGGUGAGGUUCCUUUACCGGCAUAAGCAGUCACAUCGCACGAACCAGAUAAAGGAGAAGGAAUACCCAGCAAACUUGGACAGUUCCUUCAGAAAUGACAUUGACUUGCAAAAUACAGUGAGCGAGUGCAAGCGGGAAUACUUCAUUUGAAAAUCUACAGGGUCAACUAAUACUCUUUUGUUGUUAAUUUUUUCUCCUCCUCUUUCUCUGUCUCUUAAUUCUGGUACUUUUCUUUUUCUUAUUUGUUCCCCAUUUAUUUUCGGAUCAUACCUGCAUCAAACAUGGCAUUUACCCCUGACCCAGCCCAGAAGACCAGGCAGCUAUGGCCACUGUCUUCCUCUUUGACAAACCUACUGUGAUGGUAAUGAACACUCGAGACUGACUUGACUUCUAGACAAGGAAGAGACACGUGUGCACGGUGUGCACGUGUGCAUAUUCAGUUCUGUAUUCGUUUCUCAGAUGCACCUUCGGUUCGCUGCCAUCCGUCCAGCAGGCUUACUUUGAACCUGAGUUUGACUUAGCUAUUAUCAGCCAUCUUUGAAAUCCUCCCUAUCUCAAGUUCAUUCCGACCAGGGAACUGAGGGUAGGAAAGAAGAUGCUAGAGGCCUGGAUUCCUUCAGUGCCAUUUUAAAAGGAACAAGAGAGGAUUGUUUUGUGUUAAUAUCUGUAUCAUAGGAAUCCCAUUAACCUAACUCAUAACCUCUUUUAACUCUGACUCUUAUCCCCUGAGUAUUUUUAAACAUAGGGGUCCUGAUUGCAGUGAGCUGUCCUUGUGCUCCUGCCUUACCACUCUCUCCAGGGCCGACACACUGAACAGCAUACUCCAGCCUAACAUUAGAGGAAGCAUGGGAAUAGGGGCUUAACACUCAGAGGAGGAAGAGUGCUGCUAGGAAGAUGUUCCAUAACUUCAAAAAUGCCUCAGCCAACUUCAUAAGAAAUGUUAGCUAGGUUAGUUCUGGGAUUAUUAACUAUAUAUAUAAUUAACUAUAUAUAUAUCUGAAAUAUAAAACAUUCAAAUAACAGUUUAAAUUGGUUCCAUGAAUGAGCUUAAGCCAUCUUAAUUUCGCUUAAAAAAAACACAAAAGAAGAAAAAUACCAACCAAACACAAUUUUUCCCCUCCAUCUCCUCACUGGACAUCUUGUGAAGAAAGUAGAUGCAGGUUGUAUAUUUCGGAGCAAGUGUGAUGACCCCCCUGUCCAUCGAACCAGCUUAUAGGAGGUUCAGGAUGCACUGGCCUGAGGCAUGGUUAGCUACAGCCAAUCCUCCCUGCUAACCUUCAGAGGAGCCCCUGGGCUCUGGAGCACAUCACAUUUUCAAAUCUGCACACGUGCACACUCACACACAUACAUACACACGGCUUCUUAAAGGCAUAAUGUGCUAGACAAGGCGGUGACAGAUUUCCUAGUCUUUUCCCCUUUGAUGACAAAGCAUCGGAGAAACACAAUCAUUCCUUCAAGAAGGCACUGAGCUCACUCACCAGGUGGAGGUAGGAAUGCUGGCCAUUUUGCUGCAGCAAUAUCCCUCCCCCUUUGCCUCUGGGCCAACUUGGAGAAAAACAUAAGGGGAAGCAAUAUAAAUGCUCCAGGAUGCGGGCAAGCCCAUAUAAUGAUGCGCAGAAGUGGAGCGUUCUUGCUGCUUCUCUUUACAAGGCAGAUUCGAUGGGGGAAACAAUCACCGCCUCACUGUUCCCGGUCCUGACAGUGGGCUGUCCAUCUUGUCCCCGGGGUUAAGGCAGCCCUGCGCGAGGAGGCUCCGAGCGAGGCACACACUGGCUUCUGGUUUUCGGAUUUUUCCGACUCUGCUCUCAGAGAACGUGGUGUAAAGAUUUCGUUUGUAAUCUAUUUCUCAACUUUAAGAUGUUCUAAUUACACAGGCUCUCCUUGAAAUUGUCUCCGAACUGUUACUUAAUCAUUUCAUCACUUCCAUUAUAUCUUUUUGCCAGUAAAUUUGUUUUAAUGUGAUUCUAACAAAGGCACCGUUUUUUUUCUUCUACUUUAAUAAGAUGAAUGAUCUACUAAUAGGAGAAAAGGUCUUUAAAUACUGUUUUCUCCUGCGCUGUCCUUUCCUAUUUCCACUUUUACUUUUGAGUUUUCUAUUUCUAUAAAAAGUCUGUAUGAAUCAGCCAUUCGCUAGGCUAUUCAGUCCUUUGUCCCGGGAGAUAAAAGUCUCCAUGAAAUGUAGUGGGUUUAGCCUGAAGCCUCUCUGAUAAUGAAAUGGAAGGUGUGAAUAAUAAAGCUGGAAAAAACAAGGCUGAUAUUUUGCUGAUGCAGUGCUGACGGAAGAAGUGGAGGACUAGUCAGGCCAACGUAGAGUAUUUGCUUUUCUCAUCUACAUAUAUAUGAUCAUAGGCAGUUCUGCAGGUGAAGAAUUUGCAAUGCCCCGUCCUUGCCACUGAGAACCUGCCAGUGUAGCUCCCUGCAUAUGCAGACUCUAUAUACCACACACUACAUAUCCUAGGCCCGAAAACAAAUGACAUGACAAGACAGCUCACUCUGCAUGCCACUCUUAGAAGAGAGUCUCAGGGCUGCAGUAGAAAUACCUUUACAGGGAGGAAUUAUUUCAUAAACUCGGCAAACCUUCUUUUACUAGAUCAGUGAUGGCGAACCUAUGACACGCGUGAUAGAGGUGACAAGCGAACUCAUUUUUUUGGUUGAUUUUUCUUUGUUAAAUGGUGUUUAAAUAUAUAAAAUAAAUAACAAAAAUAUAAAUCUUUGUUUUACUAUGGUUGCAAAUAUCAAAAAAUUUCUAUAUGUGACACGGCACUAGAGUUAAGUUAGGGUUUUUCAAAAUGCUGACUCACCGAGCUCAAAAGGUUUGCCAUCACUGUACUAGAUGCAUAUGACAGCAAGUGAGCUGCCUCCUCCAAAGAAAACUCAAUUUUCAGUUAGAAAUAGUGCCAACUCUGCCUGUCUUUUCUCAGUGGUACCACAAUCCAUGUAGUUUUGUGCAGUUUCUUAAUUGUGUGAGUUUUUCAAUCUUUGAACAAUUAUACUCCGAAAAGGAUUUUGAAAUCUUUCUAAUCCCUCCUUUACCACCCUUCCUGCUUCAGUAAUCACAUUUUCCGAAUGCCUUCCUUGGCCAACUGGACUACCAUAAGUCUCCACUUUAACCUUCAGUCUUUGUUAACUGCUGUUUACACACACACAAAAAAUUAAUCAAAUGUGGUCACCAUACAGUAAAACCAAAAAUACCUGUGUAAUUUCACAUUCUAAGGGGGCUAUUUCAUUGAUAUCCUUCCACCAAACAAAUAUAUUUAUGCAAGCAAUAGUACAUCUGUUUACCAUAUAGCAUAUUUAACACCCACUGCAUCAUUCAUUGUAUCAGUAAGUUAGAUUGCCAGGGUUUCUAUGAGAAUUCAUCUGGAGAAUUAGAGACUUGUCACUUCUCUAGAUAUAUUUUUAUGAAUAGCUUAGCCUCUUCUAUUCGCUCUCAACUGCAUAUGAGAGAUUUAUCUUAAGGAUCCUGGGGCUGCUUUUUAAAAUAGGUAUUAUUCUCUUUAAUAUUAACAGGCAUGGUAAUAAGCCAACUUCACCCUUUUGGCCACCAUAAAGCAGGACCAGAACAAAGAAUUAGAUUGUUAUCUUUCUUUCUUGAUUCACUCAUGAGGUAUUUAUUCAAUACUCAGUACCCCAGGGGCUGGGCUAGAUUUUGGGUGUGAAAUAUAAAUUACACCUUGUGCUUGCCUGAAGUCUAACGCUUUUUGUUGUAACAAGCGUAUCUUGUUAUAGUAGGGUAUGCAUAAUGUGCUAUAGAAUGUAGAACAAAGGUACUGCACAGUUAUUUUUGUGAAUCCCUUGCUAGAGACUUAAAAACACAAAAAACAACAAAAAAGGGCAAAUUUCUGGAAAAUAUUUGUAAUCUUUUUUCUUGUUUAUUACUUUCACCUUCAAUAAGCUGCUUUUCUCCUCCUCAAAGCAAAUACAUAUUGAUGCAGAUAUGUUCCUGCAGGGGGAGACAGAAUUCAUCUUUCAGGGCAGCAGGAGUAAAUGUAUUUGUCUCUAAAGUAUAUCUGGAGGCUGAAUUCUACUUAUUCACUUCUGGUUGGGGGAUUCUGAAAAGCCCCCUUCCCAUCAACCAGUCCUAAGUGACAAUUUAGGAACCCUCUUCUCCACUUCUGCUCCCUCCUCCUCUUUUAUUAGUUCUUCUUUAACAUCCAGUUAGGAACUAUUGCAUGCCAUUGCUUUUCCAGAUGCUUUUAAGGGUCUUUGUUGUACUCCAACUCCUCCUAAAACUCUCUUUUGUCCUGAUGAGCAUUCUGAGAACCAGAUGAAGUGUAUCUUUGAGCAAAUAAGUGACUAAAUGUUGUUGUCCAUUUAAGUGAGGUCUCAGCUCUGUGCCCUGGCUGAAUUUUUUCAAUCCUGAGAGUCAUACAUGUCUCCUCAGCAGAAAGCUCAUUCAAUUAGAGGAGUAGCAUAGGGGGCUGUAAGGAAAGAGUCUUUUCCAAGAUGUUCAGAAAGAUAGGAACCAGACCAUUGGAAUUAUCCUAUAUAAUAAAAGCCUAAUAUGCUAAGUAUCUGAUCAUCCAUUCAACCAAUCAAAGCAUAGUAUGGUAAUGAUAUGCUAAGGCCACUCAACCACUCACUAUGAUGUGCACUGACUACCAGGGAGCAGAUGCUCCGACCAGUAGGUUAGCUUGCUGCUGGGGUCCAGCCAAUCAGGACUGAGUGAGAUGGGCCAGACAUGCCCUGGAGCCCUCCCACAGUCUCUCCCCAGCAACCUCCAGCAUCCCUCCCCAGCCCCUAUUGUGCACCAGUGAGGUCCCUCAGCCUGGUCUGUGCCCUUUUGCAAUCCAGGACCCCUCCGGGGAUGUUGGAGAGCUGGUUUCAGCCCAAUACCGCAGGCCAGACCAAGGGACCCCACAGGUGCAUGAAUUCAUGCACUGAGCCUCUAGUUUCUUAUAAAAAGGAUUGACAGUUUGAUCACCAACACCUGGGUUUUCUUUGAAUUCUUCCAUAGCUACAAUCUAACAAAACCACCUGGUAACACCAGCCUGAACAGGGGAAUGUGAGAUGCACUUAACCUAAAUGAUUGGAUGCAUUUAGUCUUCAGUUCUCCUAAAGGUCGCAAGUUGACCCAAUAAAUAAAGAGGGCCCCUUUUUUCCUGCAGAUGCAAAAGUAGUUAAUGGAAAAAGUUGAAACCAAACUCAAAACUUUCAGAAUAUUUUGAGCACAACUGAGUGCUAUUUUAUGUGUCUCAUGCAGUUUGAAAAUGUUUUCUCUAAAAGAAACAAAGUGUAAUUGAAUUACUUCCAUACACUGUUCUUCAGUUGUUCUUAACAUCUCCUCCUAUUUCCUCACCCACACACUUGUUAAGCCAUCUAGUUUUUAGAUAUUGGUUGUCCAUGGUUUUAUCAUGCUUUCCUAAUUCCAUAUAGUUUAACCUCCUAGAAAGAAUAAAAAUGCAAAUACACACAUAUACAAACACUUCGUAAAAAUAGGGCUGCUGUUUAUGCUUUCUUCAGGACAUUCUAUACACGUAUCUGUUUAAUAGGGAAGGGCACACAUUCCAUUUUGAGGUGUCAUUUAUUUGAAACCAUCAUAUAAGGUUUUAAUAUUUUACUCUUUUGCUAUUUAAGUAAAUGUUCUCUUAUUUUGCACUAAGGUACUCUGAGAAAGAACAAAAAAGCACAUUUUUUAGUGAAAUAUUGUACUUUGUAAGCUAGUUGUCUGUCUUUUGUAGCAUAGAAAGUCCAUGAAGUGGUUAAGCAGACAUGAGCAAGAAUUAAGACAACAGUUGUUUUGAUGUUCCGAGCACAGCUGCUAGGAACAUGUUGAGGAGGAAUGUGUGGCAAAAUUUGGUAGCUGUCCCAGGUGAAGAGGGCCACUGAAUCCACCAUGGACUAGUGGCAUCAGCUCUUCCCAUUCUCCUGGCUCCUAACUCAGGAGUCUCUCUAGUACGUUCUGAUCAUUGGCUCAAACAUUAGGGAAAGAGGCAACAUCCUGGGCUUUGCAUGAAGAAUUCUUUACUGCACUUUGCCUAAUAUUGUUGACAGUUCCCAGCCCUACUCUAAUCACAUCUCUUUUUUCAUGAUUUUAAUUUCAUCAGGAUUUCUCCAGAAAAUUUAGAGCUAUCACCAUAUGAUCGAAUGUGCCUAGGUUGAGUACC
This is a messenger RNA of Myotis daubentonii (Daubenton's bat), 10351 nucleotides long. It is a transcript of the gene CNTNAP5, whose product is annotated as contactin associated protein family member 5. The record is from RefSeq and is a predicted model, not a curated record. NCBI's taxonomy places the organism in Eukaryota, Metazoa, Chordata, Mammalia, Chiroptera, Vespertilionidae.